AUGGCGAGCCUCACGGCUGGCGGCAUCAAGUCCAUGGGGGAGCUCAUCGGUGGAGACGCGUCUUGCACUGAGCAGAUCAAAAGCACGUGGCUGCACAUGGCAGCGGUGCAGCAAUACAAGAAGCUGGGCAAGCCCGAACGCUUCCAGUCAGAUCCGCCCGCUGCCUUUUGCUUGCGCGACAUGCCGCUCCAAUACGCGGGCCAAGUUGUGAACCUCAAGCAUUUGGUGGACUGGGUGAACUUGGAGGACGGCGCCGCGGACCAUUUGGACACAGUCGACGUGUACGACGCCAUGUGCGGCGGCAACUACAUGGCCCUUCCUGCUCCAUUCAAGCCGAACAAGGACCCUGGGGAACUUGCAUUUACCAUGCAGCUGUAUAUUUUGCCGAAGGAGGGCAACGGCCAUCAGUUCGUCCUGAAAUACGCGAGGUUCCAAGAUAAGGUUCGGACCGACAUCGCCAAGGAGAUCUUCGUCGCGGGCAGGGCGCUCACCAUUCAUUGGGGGAGCUCGGCCGACAACAACGCGCCUCUGAAGCUUUUCUACUACAUGAUGGACAGGCUGGGCGGAGUUCAGAUCCGUCAUUGGGCCCAGCCGUCAGUGGUGGCAACCGUCGGCGGCGGCAAUUACGACAAGGGGAAGCGAAAGGCUGGCUUCCGCUUCAUUGAGGAAUUCGGCCCUCGAGCGAACAAUCGCAACCAGUUCGUCGAAUGGACUGACGAACAGAUCAACAACGAAAGCUCCCCGAUCUUUGGCUGGCAGGCGGGAGAGGUCAAGGAGCCGCUCCGCAACUACGCGUCAGGCUCUGUUGGGGCGAAGACGCUGGGGCGUUGGGCGGUCACGCUCAAACGCUUCCACCCUUUCGUGUUCGACCACGUCGUUGUCCCUAUUCUCAAGAGCCAUGACGUGCACGGCACGAUGUGGAUUGGCAAGACCAGGGUCGGCAAAUCGACGGCUUCGAAAACGAUAGGCUUCGCGAUCUCCGCCUACCAGAUAGACAAGCACGAUCGCGUCGACCUCCGCCCGAGCGUCGUCACGACGAAGAAGGUGGACUUCUUUCGGCUCGAACCUGGGACAGUCUUCAAGCCCGCCAUCGCUGACGACACCGUCCUCACGAAGUGGGCCCCCGAUGAGAUCAAGGCCUUUCUCGACCCCGCAGAAGAGGACGCGCUGCUAUGGGCCAGGUGGGGCGGCGCCUCUUUCGCGCAGAACCAGUCCCGCCAGAUCUGCAUCAACCCGUACAAUGAGGAGUUCGAGAAGACGGUCCGCUCCAUACGCAGAGGCAGGGAAGAGGUCGCAUUCAAAGAUUUCCUGGAAAUCGUUGACUGCAAUUUCGUGUGCGAGAAGCAGAGCGGCUACCAGAUGGCUGACGUGGAGGCGUAUCUGGCGAGGUCCAACAUUGUGCCCCUGACCGAUGACUGGAUAUACUUGCGAUUGGCGUCGACGACGAAGGACCCAGUUCCCCGCUUCCCUUGGCCAGCGCCCGAUAAGCCAGACCUCUUUACGCCAGAGGCAACGCCGAUUCUGAGGCGCUACAAGAAGGACCAAACGUUCGCGCCGACCGACUACGACAUGCACAUGAGGUGGUCGGUGGCCGCCAUGAAGAAGUUUUCCAGGGGCGACGACAUCGGGCGCUCGUCGGCGGUGCGCGGCCCCACGCUGUUCGACCAAGACGCCCCGCCGAGGUGCCAGUUCCCCGAGCUGGACGGCGAGCCUGACGUCGCAAGCGGCGCCGCGCGUUCCGCGCGUGAUCCCCCUGCGAACCCAGAUGGCAGCGACGUAGAAGAGGACGUCUUCGGCUUCGGUGGUGGGAUGGACGGCGACGGCGGCGCGCCCGCGGCGGUUGCGCCGCCUGCGCCGCUCCCGAAGCCCGUGCCCGUCAAGCGGGAGAAAGGGACCUUCCGCUUCCUCAAGAGUUCGGCGGGCCGCGGCGUCAUUGACUUGAGCACGCCGACGCCAAAGAAGCGGCGCCCCGCCCUCGAGGUGGAGCUGUCGCAGAUGCUCGAGGACGACGGCGUGGCGAGCGGCGCCGCGGCGAGCUCGAGCGCUGGCCCGCCGCGGGUGGAGCGUGCGUAG
Messenger RNA from Prorocentrum cordatum, 2073 nucleotides. The record is from the annotation of a GenBank genome assembly. NCBI's taxonomy places the organism in Eukaryota, Dinophyceae, Prorocentrales, Prorocentraceae.